AUGUCCAACGGAAAGACCGUCCUCGUCACCGGUACGUCCACCCUCAUGAUCAGAGCUCCCGGCGCAUCUCGGCCUACCUCACUCAGUCCGGCGGCGGGCCCCACUUACCGACUCUGCCCGUCUCGCGGACUCACCCCACGCUGACCACGUGUGCUCCUCCUCUGACCCCACAGGUGCCUCCGGAUUCCUCGCUUCGUACGUGAUCGAUGCCUUCCUCAAAGCCGGAUGGAACGUCCGAGGUACCGUACGUGACCUCUCCAAGGGCCAGCACCUCCAGGACCGUUACCCUUCCGGUUCCCCACUCAAACUCGUCCAAGUCAAGGAUCUCGUCACGGGAGAGGGGCUUGAGGAAGCUAUCCAAGCUUGUGAUGCAAUUGCUCAUGUUGCAAGUCCUUGUGAGUGGAUUCGAUAUUCGCUCGGAGGUUUUUCGGUGUUGGCGCACCCUCCCCGCCCCCACCCUCGCCGGAGAAACUGACGAGUCAUCUCUCCGAUCCGAUUCGGCCUCCUUGUGACCUGACUGUCUUCACUCCAGACCAUUUCAACAUCACCGACCCCAAGAAAGAUCUUCUUGACCCCGCCAUCGAAGGCACGCUUUCAGUCCUCCGAGCCGCCAAAGCCGUCGGCGUCACCAAGAUCGUCGUCACUUCUUCCUUCGCCGCCGUCACCGAUUUCACCAAAGGUGGACCGUGGAGGGAUUAUACCUACACUGCGGAAGAUUGGAACCCUUCGACGAUGGAGGAAGGUCUCAAGCCUGGUCAGACGGGACCGUUCAUCUAUUCCUUAUCCAAGGUCGGUCGAAGUCGGAUCGAAACAUUUGAGGUAUGCCAUGCUCACAGGCGACUUCGCUCUUUGCAGACUUUGGCUGAGCGUGCGGGCAAGGACUAUGCUAAAGAGAAUGGUCUUGAAUUGGCAACGCGUGCGUUGAAUCAUUGCGAAAAUUCUCGGCAUCCUUCAAUGCUAACGUCUCCCUGCCCUGCCCUGCCCGCCCGCAGUCAAUCCUCCGAUGAUCUGUACGUUCCCAGCGUAGUAACCCCUCAUCCCAUAUUUGACUUCGGAUAUGUGAUAUAUAGAUGGACCCCCUCUCCAACGCAUCGCCGAUGCAUCCGAGGUCAACACAUCAAGCGGUGCGAUCUACGCCCUCAUCAAUGGCUCAACCAAAGGCCAAGUCCCCGCGAACCGCUUGCCGCUCUUCUGCCAUGUUGAGGACGUCGCUCGAGCCCAUGUAUUGGCACUUGAACAUUUGCCCAAGGUUGAUCAACAGAGGUUCUUGCUUUGUGGUGGGGGGUUCACUUGGGAACAGGUGAGUGAGCUCGGAUCGAAUGGGAUCUCGUGCGCUUGAGCAAAACUUCACCUCUCGGAGUUAGGGGUGAGGGGUCAACACAAUAAUAUAAUUUGUGCUGAUCUCAAAUUUCCAUACGCCUUCAGGCCAUUCUCCACCUCGAGAAGUCUCGACCCGACCUAGCCUCGCGUCUCCCCAAGUUGCCCAAAGACGAAGACCGAGCCGACCUUAAUGCGGGACCCUUGGCCAAACUCGACUGCACCCCUGCCAAGGAGUUGUUGGGCAUAGAGAGGUUCAAGACGUGGCAAGAGACGUUGGAGGAGACAAUCGAUCGAUUGGUGGAGAUGGAGAAACAGUGGUAG
Messenger RNA from Microbotryum saponariae, 1641 nucleotides. The record is from the annotation of a GenBank genome assembly. NCBI's taxonomy places the organism in Eukaryota, Fungi, Basidiomycota, Microbotryomycetes, Microbotryales, Microbotryaceae.